AUGGAUUUUGGCGGACCUGAUGGACAGUUACUACGGUCAUUAGUUAGCGUUGGCAUAUUCGUGGGAGGCUUUCCGUCAAUGUUUCUAGGGAUCUCAUUUGUGUACAGUGAUAGAAGUGAGCGCUUCUAUGGUCGCAGAAGCUUCAGGAAUGGGCUCGGUGAUAUGGCCUCCACGCCAGCCAUUUGCCAGUGCUUCCCAAUCGAUGGUCCAGGUGGGGAAGCCAUGACUGAAAUAAUCACUUCUUGGUCCAAAGAAAUGGAUACAGUCCAAGAAAUUACGAUCAUCACAAACUUGGGAAGAAGGAAACAAUUCCGACUCUAUGGUAAAGAUUCUAGAGGAGUAGACCAGGAGACAGUUCGAGUCCGACAAGCCAAGCGCGGAAUGCAGUUUACCUCGUUCUAUGCCAAAAUCCAGUCUCCUCUCGGGCAUUUCAGAGACUUAUCCGCCCAUUCUCAGACUAUAAACGAGAACUCUCAAGUCGACGUUGUUUUCGAACCACCGAAAACUGAGCAUCGCAUUCCCAUCGACCUAAAUGUCCUAAGUUCAGCCCAGGAUAUAAUCCGCGUUUCGGUUAACGAUGGAACGCAUGCCGCCCUUCAGGAUCAUAUCUCAGGUCUCUGGCUCGAUUACUACGAUUCAACCAGACCUGUUAUCGUGGGACAGUGGAUAAAGGAACUCGAUACCUUGGAUAUAUCGCCAGAAGAUAGAGUAACGGAGCUGGUAACGUGGCACGAUUACACAAACCGAGAUACGCGGGUGAAAUAUGGAUCCAUCAAAAAGUUCAAGUUAAGCACCAGCCGCGGAAUUGUCAAAGAGUUCCUUGACCCUGAUAUUUUCGGGAAAAUACGACUGGAAUAUCGAGAAAAUCCAUACGAAAAAUUAGGCGGGAUCCUCUGGGGCUAUAAUCACGAGUGGGAUCAUGUGCGGGUCUUCUAUACGAUGAAGAGAAAUAAGCUUAGGGUGCCUUUGCUCGCGGACUCUGCUAGUGUUCAAUAUUCGUGGACCGUCCCGCAAAGAGUGUUUAUGACGGAAACUCACGAUGGCGGCCGGCCAAACCCAGCUAUAGCUAUCGAAGUUAUAUUUAAGCAAAUGACUAACGAGGUGGCUGGCAUUACUUUGACGUAUGAAGACGGGUCACAUCAAACCCUGGGUGUCCCGGGAAGAGGGGGCAAGCGAGUGAUGCUUUCUUCGAGCGAAAAAUUGGUUCAGAUGGAGGUAGGGGGCACACGAAACAAUAGUAUUAUAUUCAUAAAAGUUAUUCUAGCCACCUACUUGAAUAACUUGGCUCAAAAUUUAAAACAAACCCAUCAGUUUCUAACGGAUUCCGGCCGAACCAUGAAUUUUUCGAGGACGAGCCUAGAAGUUAUCAAUAAGCGUAUCUACAGACGAACCGUAUAUACUCUUGAUAAAUCCCGCUCUGUUCAAUCCAACGCGCACGGUACAACUUCUCGCCCAAUUCCUAGAGAUGCAGGAACGUUCAUCGGAUUCUGAGCGCUGCCAAGGAAGCUCGGGGCACUCCGACAUGCUCGAUUUGGUCCAAUUUUUGAGGCAGAAGGUAAUAGCAAAGAUUCAACGAUGUAGGUAGUAGGAAAAGUUCGGGAAAGGUUCGUAGCGGCGAAUAGCUGGGUGUGUGCUUCGCGCGUGUUAGAAAGUUUAUGUUACCUUUCCGCGAACGUUUUCGUUGCGAAUAUGAACAUCGUAGAGAUAGCAACGAAGCACCGCGCGGAAAGCUCGUAAACAACCACUACACAAGCAUAUGUAUACGAUGCAGGCAGUAGCCCCAUCUACACCUCUUCCACAGCAACAGACCAAGAAUCGAAACACCCUAUGAACGAGCUUCCUUCAUAGACUCGGCUUUCUAUAAUAAUAAAAAGCAAGGACCUUUGAGGAAAUACGACGGGUCAUGCCUAAUGGGUCGCGAUGGUAUGUUCAAGCGAGGUCGGGAGCCAACCUUUGAGGUCUUAGUAUUGUCUCAUAGAGGAUUCCCGACCUAAGAAGCACCUAGAUAUUCCGCCUAU
Messenger RNA from Hypoxylon trugodes, 2018 nucleotides. RefSeq lists its product as uncharacterized. Bases 1 to 1491 code for a protein of 496 amino acids. The record is from RefSeq and is a predicted model, not a curated record. NCBI's taxonomy places the organism in Eukaryota, Fungi, Ascomycota, Sordariomycetes, Xylariales, Hypoxylaceae. The transcript is spliced from 6 exons.